Molecule: messenger RNA, 3278 nt
Organism: Myxocyprinus asiaticus (Chinese sucker)
Lineage: Eukaryota; Metazoa; Chordata; Actinopteri; Cypriniformes; Catostomidae
Gene: crx
Product: cone-rod homeobox
Exons: 3
Coding region: 435-1280 (281 amino acids)
Biological process (GO): multicellular organism development; regulation of transcription by RNA polymerase II
Cellular component (GO): nucleus
Molecular function (GO): DNA-binding transcription factor activity, RNA polymerase II-specific; RNA polymerase II cis-regulatory region sequence-specific DNA binding
Source: RefSeq, a predicted model, not a curated record
UCCUGUCCGGUCUCAUACGGACACGCGCCUUAACCAACGGCAAAAACCCAGGGUCUAAAACAUAUGUGUAUAGCCUAAAAUUUACUUUUACCUAUACCUCACAUUUAAAAGAGAACGAUAUCCAGUGCGGCGUGAACGACCUUUUGAAACUUGGACAAGAGUGAAAACUUAUUCAAGACACUGAAAAGAGGGCAAGCAUCUACAGGUGUCUGAGCUUGAGGAGCCUCGAGACUGACGGAGGACCGCACGCGCCAGGCGCGAGCAAAAAGAAGCGGCCCUCAGGAGCAAAGCGCGACCCCCGGCCCGUAAUAGCGUCACAGUGAAGAAAAAAGAGAGUGAGAGAGAGAGAGGGGGGAGAGAGAGAGAGAGAGAGAGGAAGGGAGGGAGAGAGAGAGCAAUAGAUAGAGUGUGCGAGAGACUCGGCCGUCCCAAGAAUGAUGUCCUACAUAAAGCAGCCCCAUUAUGGUGUGAACGGGUUAACACUGUCCGCCUCAGGAAUGGACCUGCUCCACACUGCCGUCGGCUACCCAGCCACUCCGAGGAAGCAGCGUCGAGAGCGCACUACAUUCACACGCACCCAGCUGGACAUUCUGGAAGCUCUGUUCACCAAAACACGCUACCCAGACAUAUUCAUGAGAGAAGAGGUGGCUCUGAAAAUCAACCUCCCAGAGUCCAGAGUUCAGGUGUGGUUUAAAAACCGACGUGCUAAAUGCCGCCAACAGCAACAGCAGACCAGCGGUCAGCCCAAGCCCCGUCCCCCCAAAAAGAAGUCCUCCCCAGCACCUGAGCUGACCUCUGACCCUGUUGCCAGCUCCUCAGUGGCAGCUGCCCCUGCCCCAGCCAUGCCCUCUAGUGUCAGUGCCGGCACCGCACCGGUUUCGGUGUGGAGUCCCACCUCUCUAUCCCCCCUUCCUGAUCCAUUGUGUGGCUCUGGCACACCCUGCGUGCAGCGCCCAGCUCCCUAUCCCAUGAGUUACGGUCAGCCCUCCGCUUACAACCAGGGCUACAGCUCUUCUCCAUACUUCAGUGGCCUGGAUUGCAGCCCAUACCUCUCUCCCAUGACCACUCAGUUGUCGGCCACUGGGGGUGCUCUGUCUCCCCUCACUGUGCCCUCCAUGGGUGGCUCGCUCAGCCAGUCACCCUCCCUCACCUCCCAAGGAUAUUGCUCCACCUCACUGGGUUUCAGUUCCAUAGACUGCCUGGACUACAAGGACCAGCAGGCCUGGAAACUCAACUUCAGCACUGUUGACUGCCUCGACCAUAAAUUCCAGGUGCUGUAGAAGAGAGAUUGAGGAAGUGAAGAACAAGAGCAAGAGGAAAGUAGAGAUUGGAGAAGAGUGUGGAGAGAAAGAAGAAUAAAUGUAACAGAGCUAUUACUUGACAUGCCAGAGACAUUUUGAUGAUGAGCAGGACUGAAUCAGCAGGAUUUUUAGAGAAGUAAAGGGGUGCCCAUUCUGGAAAAGGUGAAGGCUGUUCCUCUGUAAUACAGAUCUGCUCUGUGAGACACACACACACACACACACACACACACACACACACAUGCUCUCUCUCAAACACAGUCUAACAGCUACUCUUUUUCACAACACAUUACAAGUAUAUAUGCACUAACACACACACAGGCAUCUUUAGCUUACUACACACAAGUAAUCACACAAAGAGACACAGGCAUGCAUGUAUUUGGUGGGGAACUUCUUGGUUUUUCUGCAGUUACAAAUUGCUCUCUGUUGGACAAAGUUGUUCUUUCUACCAAUUUUUUUAUUUUUUUUAUUUAUUUUUUAUUUUUUUUCAUAAGUUUGGUUUGGUUUUUCUGUACUGGAGAGGCAUUAGGAGUUCCUGUGUUGUGCUUUUAGCUUGCUGUUAUUUAUGUAUUGUUAAAUUAUGUUAACUUAUAACAAAUAAUGUCAUUUUCUGUUAGUUUGAGUUAAACAUUACUAAUUAAACUUCAUUUACAGUAAUGGCAUUAUGUGCUGUUGAUAUAUAUUUUCUGUUUGGGUGAUUCUGUGUUGAAAAAUGUUGGUGUUCUCUGCUGUCGUUUUGUUGCUUUGGCUGAAUAUAUUCAGAUGGGAACAAACAUUUUAAAUUUUACUCUCAGUAUAACUGCAGAAUUAAACAUGGCUUUGUUUAAUGAUAUAUGUGAGAGUUGUCUAACUCUGCUUCACACAUUAUGAAAAAUGAUAUAAGUACAAUUGUCAUGAAUAAAUACAUGAAAUACAUGGCUGGCAACACUGAUCCACAUCAGAGUAAGGGACAAAAUUUAUGUGAAUUGCAAUGUCCCUCACACAGAACGAGCAUUGUAAUAAAUACAUUUACUACAUUCCCAUAAGGUAAUUGGAUUGUAACUCUUAAGAUGUAGAAUUAAAAUCUGACAAACACACAGGUGGCCCAUAAGGUGAAGGCAUCUGGGGGUCCAGAAGGUUGUUGCGAUGGUGUCGUCUGGUAAUCGUGUUGCUGUGAUGGUGUGGUGUGGGUGGCCCCACCCAUGCAGCCGGGUGUGUGGGGUUAUUUUAGCCAAUGACCCAGAGAGCACCUCAAUCUCCUUACUGUUGCCAGAACACUGCCAUAAAGCAAUUAAACAGGAUUACUGAACCUCUCUCUCUCUCUCUCUCUCUCUCUCUCUCUCUCUCUCUCUCUCUCUCUCUCUCCUCUCCCUCCUCUUCAUCUUCUCCUGUUGAUUAUAUUUCCUUGUCUUUCUCUGCUUUGACUCCAUCACUUUUCUUUCACUAUUCUGUAUUUGUUUCUUUUCAGUUCUAUGUGCCACUCCCCACAGUUAGAAUUAGAAUAAAAACCAGAAUCAUUAUUAGGAUUAGGCUAUACAUGUAUUUUUACAGCAACAUGUUCACUUACUGAAGACUUGUUAAUAAAAUAGUUUUAGAACAGAUACAAUUUUACAUUUGAACUAGUUUGAAAUUCUUCACCCACCAUCACACAAAAACAUGUAAUCAAAAUGUUUUGCACUACCACCAGACUUAACCGACAAGCAGACAAAUUAAACUCACAACCAAAGGAACAUCUAGUAUUCAUAGCACUUUUACUCCAUCAGCAGGUCAAUUUCAACCAAAUGUUUUCUCAUGUAUGGUUUGGAAUCAAAUCUGAAUACCUUGUAUAGAUCAUUAUUUUUCUCUACAUACUGUACAUUUCUCAUAACUGUCCCUGUAUGAAGACAGUGGAGACAGUGGAACUCUGUCUCUCCUCAGUGCCAUCUUUCAUGCCCUCUGUCACUCAUUCUCUUUCCAUCCACCCCUCUCCAGAGUGCUUCAUAAUCCCACUCUGACCUGAAU